Messenger RNA from Styela clava, 3438 nucleotides. Its product is annotated as inositol polyphosphate 5-phosphatase K-like. Gene Ontology annotation, biological process: phosphatidylinositol dephosphorylation. Lineage: Eukaryota; Metazoa; Chordata; Ascidiacea; Stolidobranchia; Styelidae. Gene Ontology annotation, molecular function: phosphatidylinositol-4,5-bisphosphate 5-phosphatase activity. The record is from RefSeq and is a predicted model, not a curated record. Gene Ontology annotation, cellular component: cytoplasm; plasma membrane; ruffle.
UGGUUUGGACUUUCCUAUGGAAAUUUAAUAAUUAUUAUGUAUUUGUGCAAGUGUUUUUGGAAUGUACAAACGCAAACAGAAUUUAAAUUCACACCGAGCUGGUGUGAAGAGUUUUGGAAUAAGCUAAAUCGGAAUAUAACGAAAAAAUCUGGAGGAAGUCUAUCAAGUUGACAGUUGCACGGCUGAAUAAGUCUCGUACAGCUGGCUGGCGAACGCUUUGUUUACAUUUUGCGGUUUCGCAAUUUCUGCAAGGACUUGGGUUCGACGAUUUGUUCUGUUGUUCGCUAUUUUCUCUGAUUUCAGAAUUGAUUAAAACAGUUUUUGUUUUAAUUGCAACGAAAAAAAGUGAAAAACGUCGAGUUUUUGGGUUGCGAUUUUGGUUGUGUUGCUGGCUGCCUUCGGUGCUAUCCACUGGUCAACAGACAAGGAAGUGGAAGAGAACGUUAAUGGAAUAAUGGCUGAUCAGUUUAAGAAAUUCAGAAUAUUCAUCAGCACAUGGAACGUAGGGGAAGCUGAUCCAUUGGAUGAGAAAGAAUUUGAAAAAUUAUUGAAAUCAGAUGUUGAAGUUGAUUUCUAUGCCAUCGGGUUUCAAGAAAUCAAAACUGGGGCGAAAGAGACUGCGAAGAGUUUCAUCAAAUACGAUGACUGGGCUCAAGCUGUCAUGGAAUUUCUGUCAAAGAAAGUUUCUAUUUGAUUGAAAGUGUGAGAGUCCAAGGGAUUUCACUUAGUGUAUUGCAUCAAUCAAGCAUCUGCCGUAUGUUCAAUUUGUCAAGACAGAAAUUGAAAGAACAGGAGUUGCUGGUGCAUGGGGAAACAAAGGGGGGAGUCGCGGUUUCAUGUAACAUCUACGGACAGAAAGUUUGUUUUUUGAACGUUCAUUUAUCAGCUCAUUUGAAUAAUGAUGAUGCAAGGAUUGAUGACAUCAAUGAGAUCAUGAAGGAAAUGGAAUUUGGAGGAAACGCCACUGUGCAAAGCCAUGAUCUGAUUCUCAUGUUUGGUGACAUGAAUUUCCGGAUUGAUCAUUUUAGCCGAGAGGAAAUCUUGAACCAUGUAGCUGAGAAGAACUAUUCUGUCUUGUGGGAUAAAGAUCAGUUGAAAAAGCAUAAGAAGGUUCACGACUUAUUAGCGGAAUUUGAAGAGGGAACACUGGACUUUGAUCCUACAUAUAAGUAUGAUCCAGGAACCGAUACAUAUGACACCAGUGAGAAGAAGAGAAAGCCGGCCUGGACAGACAGGAUAUUGUGGAGGGUACACCCUGAAAUCAGGACUUCAGCUCCACCAUUUACGAUUUCCUUGAUCGAUGAAUCAUUCAAGAAUCACAAAACUUUUCAACAAAGUGAUCAUAAACCUGUUACUGGAGAAUUUGAAUUCAAGAUCGUUGAUAUCCCUUUCCUUGAACCCUUGCUCAGGAUAGAGCAGCAAGGUGAUUGGAUGACAGACAGGAACGGGGAAUACACUGUUGAACUUUAUGGAGGAAUGAGAUGGAAUAGCAAAGACUAUGUCGGACUUUAUAAGCACCCUCUCCAAGAUUUCCGAUCCUACCAAACCUACAUGUAUCUGCCUGAUCUACGGAAACGAAACAGUAGCAGCAGUAGCAGUUCUAGUGAUGAUGAGCAACUGGUUCAAAGGUCACCACAAGAUGUCAGCACUGAGACAAACGACAGGGUCAAACAUUUGACCUUCAAAAAGUCACAGAUCACAGAGCGCGGAAUGUUCGUUCUUGGGUACUUUAGUUAUAAUAUGCAAUGUUUGGUUGCCGUCACGAAACCGUUCCAAGUUCGGUGAACCAUGAAUUUUUACUUUUUCAUGCUUGAUCAGGUAUAAACCGAAGAAAUUUUUUUAUUCAACGCAUUCAGAAGAUUCAUAAAUGCUAAUUUCUAUGCAGUAGAGGCUCUCUCAAGUUUUUCAUUUCAGUCUUGUAUGGCUUCCCGAUAAUUUCACAAGAUGGCGCUUAUCUAGUUCGGGAGUCAGUUACGACUGGACUCCUCGCUGUCAUGUGGGAUUCACAUGGCCGCUGGUCUGUUACAGCUUUCUACACCUUUAGGUUUGUGCAUCUGAAACAAAUAAUUUGAUAAAUACUUGAUAUUCUGUUUCUCCAUGUUACUACUGGAUAGUCCCAGCUUUCUCCAUCAUUAAGUCCAUGCAUCUGGAACAAAUAAUUGGAUGGCAACUCCGAAAAUAGUAGCCCUUAAGGGUUAGAUAUCAGGUGCUGUUUUUAUAGGGCCUUUUUUGAAGCAAAAUUCACGAAUAAGCACGUGAAAGUUUAAUUUUUUUUUUAUUGAGUUAUGUAGAAAAUAUAUAAUGAGGGAUAUAUAGUUUAUCCCAUCCUUUUUUCUUUGUAUUAAAUUCUUGCAAAGUAGCUAUUUUUUGUUGUGCAACAUUGUUGCAAUUGUUUUUAAUUUGAAAGAAAAUUUUUUACUCGCUUCAAGAAGUAACACGACAUAGUUCGAUCUUUUAUGUUUUUAUGUCCAAGAAAUUUUGCGGGGAGUCCGGAAAUUUACAUCUUAAUCCAAAUUUUGAUUCCUGGUCGAUGAAAUGAUCGAACCUGGUUUUGUUUGAGAAAACUAAUAUUUAACCACAAAAACUCUGCGAAUUCAAGAAAUGCAUAUUGUAAUGUUGAAAUAUCGUAAAUUUAAGGAUGGAAAUCCCUUUUUACUCUUUGAUGAGUUUGAAAAACGACUCCUUCUUCAAUAUAUUAAAUCAGGGCUUCCCAAACUUUCAAGUUCGGGACCCCUUCCAAUAUAUUACUGGUAAGACCCUGGUUCACGUUUAAAAUGCUAAACAGUUUGAUGCAAACGCGCCGUUUCUUGGGUCUCUCAAUCAAAGUGGGCACUGUUAUACAUGGCACCACUUCUCUGUGAUUCUAUGUAUUUAUGUUUUGCAUCAGGUUUAAUAUUUGUGUUUCGAAUCAAAAGUAUAAAAAAGUACUGAAGAUAUAGUUCUUUGUGUGAAAUUGGUGUAAUCUUUGCGACUCCUAAAAUACAUGUGCCCACUCCCUCAGUUUGGAAAGUUCUGUAUUUAAUCAUGCUAUUUAACCUUGAUACAUAAUCCAGUGUGAAACAACAAUAAAAAAUGGAAACUGCAGCCUAUGUUACUACUAUACUCAGUUGCAAUUAAAAGUUUUAUAUUUUAAUGCUUCAUAUAUAUUUUGCUUUAUGAAUAUAGAUUUGAAUAUUUAUGCGAAAGCCAUUUUAAUUAAUUUAAAGAUAAUUGCAUAAUUAAAGAACACUGUCGAACAAUUGAACAUUAUUCAAAUUGAAAUGUUGGUUUGCCCUUGAAGCAGAUUACAUACUCAAAGCUUCUCUUGUGAGGUUCCUAUGAAUUGGGUACUCCAGAAGUAUGUGGACCAAGAAUGCGGACACCGGAACGUAGUACGUGUACUAGGUUAGGGUUAGACCAUAAUUUCAGGUACAAAUACUACAGAAGUCACUUGGUUAG